Molecule: messenger RNA, 991 nt
Organism: Dendrobium catenatum
Lineage: Eukaryota; Viridiplantae; Streptophyta; Magnoliopsida; Asparagales; Orchidaceae
Exons: 4
Coding region: 55-837 (260 amino acids)
Biological process (GO): male meiotic nuclear division; female meiotic nuclear division
Source: RefSeq, a predicted model, not a curated record
GAGCCCCAACAAAUUGUGCUGAGUGACAGAGAAGAACAAGAGAGACAAAAAGAGAUGAUGGCAAUGGAGAAUUAUUUCCUUGCGUUUGGAGUUGGAGAUCAUCUUCUCCAUCAGCCAUUUUCUCUGGAAAUGGAGUCUCCUAUGUCGUCGUCGGAGUCGACUGGUUACUUGCAAGAUGCGGUGGUGGAAUGGAGUGAGAGGUGCAAGCGGCGACGAAUAGUUUCACCGUUCAGUUACGAUCCUCCAAUGAUGACGGUGGCGCCGACCGCCGCUGAAGACAUCCAAGAGCUUCUUCAAGUGUUUUGGGGUUCAAAUUGUGCUGGGAAUACCUAUGGAGACUUGGACUCCUUGUUUCAAGAAAGCAGUAUUGUCUCAGACGAGAACACCUUCAACUUCUGGGAGGAAGAAACAGAGAAAACAUUUGCAAAAGCUCAAAAAGAAACACUCUUCUCUUCUCCAUCCUCUUCUUCGCACGAGAUCUACUCAACCAUUUUACCCAAGAAGAUGAUUACUCAUGAUUCCUCAACUGCGAAGCAAAAAGAAGAAGAAAACGGAGAGAGAACAAUGAAGAGGAGGAAGAAGAAAGUGGCUUAUCCUUUCACAGUUUUGAAGCCAGCAGGGCUUGAUGAAGGAGAAGUGACUCUUGCAGAGAUUAAUGAGAGGCUUUUGAUGCGGCCGAUGAGGCCGGUGAGGCAUCCCGUGGGCGAGUUUAAGUGCAUGCCUUGUGUGCCGGACGUCGGCGGCGGGCCGGGGCUUUCCGGCAAGGCGGUCGUGGGACUCACAAGGAUUCAUACACAGGGGAGGGGGAGUAUUACUAUUAUAAGAACAAGAGGGUGAUGAAGCGAUGGCUUUUUUGUUCCGUGCUAGUUUAGUUAAUUAUGAUCUUUUGUACAGGGGAUAGAUGGCUAAUUAAGUGAAUUGUAGAGAUAUAUAUGUAAUUUUGUAUCUUUGUAGUGGUUUUAUAUGAUAUAAAUUUAUGUUAGCUGAUGAA